Paramisgurnus dabryanus is the source of this 5065-nucleotide messenger RNA. It is a transcript of the gene kif15, whose product is annotated as kinesin family member 15. Lineage: Eukaryota; Metazoa; Chordata; Actinopteri; Cypriniformes; Cobitidae. The record is from RefSeq and is a predicted model, not a curated record. Gene Ontology annotation, molecular function: microtubule motor activity; microtubule binding; ATP binding. Gene Ontology annotation, biological process: microtubule-based movement.
CACUGCUCGAGCCCGGAAGAAGAUUGAGGCGCCAAAUUUUGUAUUUACCGUUCACGGUCAAAUUGAAAGAAAGACGGAAUGAAUCAUGAAUCUUAAAGGAAAAGCGAACGGGGAGCCAAACACCAACAGCGAUGGAGAUGCCAUUAAGGUGUUUGUGCGGGUUCGACCGUUGACUCAGGGCACCGGGUUAACAACAGAUGGCGAUCACAAUUUGUGCCUGACAGUGACGUCUCCUCAAAACGUCAGACUGCACUGCAAACCUGAGCCACGAAACUUCACCUAUGACCAUGUUGCUGAUAUGAACACAAGCCAGGAGGAGGUUUUCUCCAGCGUGGCUAAAAACAUUGUGGAGUCGUGCAUGAAUGGAUACAAUGGCACGAUUUUUGCCUAUGGUCAAACAGGCUCAGGAAAAACCUUUACUAUGUUAGGUCCCUCAGAGCUGGAUAAUUUCUCAGAUGAGAUGCGUGGUGUGAUUCCUCGAAGUUUUGAAUACCUUUUCUUUCUCAUCAACAGAGAGGUGGAGAGGUCUGGUGGUAUGAAGAGUUUCCUCUGUAAGUGUUCAUUUAUAGAGAUCUACAAUGAGCAGAUUUAUGACCUGCUGGACAGCGUGUCCACCAGCCUGUUUCUGCGAGAGGACAUCAAAAGAGGCGUCUUUGUGGAAGGAGCCGUGGAAAAAUAUGCAGCGUCUGCCGCAGAGGCUUAUCAGGUGUUGUCAAUGGGGUGGAGGAAUCGGCGAGUGGCGUCCACCUCAAUGAACCGAGAAUCAUCUCGUUCACAUGCCGUGUUCACCAUGACACUUGAGUCAAAGGAGACAGGACAGGAAGUGGUCAACAUCCGUACCUCCCAGCUCAACCUGGUCGAUCUCGCUGGGUCAGAGAGACAGCGGGACACACAUGCAGAGGGUUCACGACUUAAGGAGGCAAGCAGCAUAAACCGAUCACUCAUGUGUCUCGGUCAGGUCAUCAUGGCCCUUAUGGAUGUGUCCAAUGGAAAGAACCGCCACAUCUGCUACAGAGAUUCCAAAUUGACAUUCUUGCUCAGGGACUCUCUGGGUGGAAAUGCUAAGACGUUCAUCAUUGCUAACGUUCAUCCUGGCUCCAAGUGCUUUGGAGAGACCCUGUCCACGCUGCAGUUCGCUCAGAGAGCCAAGCUCAUCAAAAACAAGGCUAUGGUGAAUGAAGACACUCAGGGUAACGUCAGACAACUACAGGCAGAGGUGCGAAAACUGAAGGAGCAGCUCGCAAAUGCUCUUUCACAAACACUCGUCACUGAGCUCCAGCCUGCAAACCAACAAACAGGCCAGUGUGAUGAUGAGGUUUCCUAUAAAGCGCAGUUCAUUCAGGCCAUGCACUUCUGGAAGAAAGGACAGGAGGAGAAGAAGGCGUUUCAAGAGAAGAUUUCUCAGCUGGAGACUGCAUGGGCUCAAAAAGAAAAGUUCAUCCAGUCCAACCGUAUGAUACUGAAGUUCAGAGAUGAUCACAUUGCUCAGCUGAAGAAAGAGCUUCAGACGGGCCAAAGAGCAGAACCUGAGGAACAAAACCGUCAGCUCCAGGAGGAGAUACGACUGCUGCGAGAUCAGGUUGAGCGUCAUCCACGGAUUAUGCGUUAUGCAGCAGAGAACUGUGGUCUGCGGGAGGAGAUCAGAGCCCUGCGCUCUCUGGAUUCAGUCAGAUCUGCUGCUGACCUCGAGCUUCAGUCUUUAACCGCAUUGGAGAAAACCUUCUUACAACUGCUGGAGGCUCAGAAAACAGAUGAGACCGAAAAAGCUCCACCCACUUACUCCACACCUGUCACCAUGGAGACGUUAUCAUCUAUUUCUGGGGAGAGGAUGAAGGUUCAGCUGCUGCAGAAACAGUCUGAACUCACUGCAACAAUUCAGGCAUUCGAAGAGUUUAAAGAGAUGAACAAAAAACAGCUGGCUGAGUUGGAAUCUGAGAAACGGUAUCUUGAGAAAUCCAACAAGCACCUGGAGAAGAUCCUGGAGGCCACUAAAGCCCACAGUAAACAGGAAGUGUCUCAACUCAACAAGAUUCACGCUGAUACCAUUAAGAUCUUAACCACACCCACUAAAGGCUAUAACCUGAGGAAUCGAGUGGUGCUGCUCUCCAGCCCGGACUAUCUGAACGGACAGUUGGGAGAGAAUGAUGUUGAUGACAUCCAGAAUGAACAGCCACCUCCUGAGAUGAAUGAGCUAGCCUGUGAGGCUCUUACUGAAGAGCUCACGCAAAUGCAGGAACAAGCUCUUCGUGUUCAGGGCCAGUUAGAUGAAGAGGAAGCAAAGAACCGGAAACUGCUCCAGCAAAUCAGCAAGCUGGAAGAACAGGUUACCACAGCAACAGAGCAGUCCAAUCGCAAGGAAGAGAUGUUUAGUGUUGAACGGCGCUCGCUCUUGGAGGAACAGGAACUUCUGAAGGAAAGAAUCAAGACACUGGAGCAGCAGCUUGAUGAUGACAACAGAGAUAUAGAUGUGGUGCGGGUGGAGGUGCGAGAUCUGCGGGUGGUCCUGCAGUCCUCUGAUAAAGAACUGGAAGACACUCGGACAGAACUUCAGAGGCAGAAAGAAGAACACGAGAGAGAGACCACACAGCUGUCCAAGAGCCUGAUCAGCACACAACUGGAGCUGGACAACGUCAAGUUGGAGUGGGAACAGGUUUUGGAAAAGCAGCGUGUCCUUCAGGAUGCAUUUGACACGCUGCAGGCCGAGUUUCAGUUCGAGCUGGAUCAGCACACACAACAGAUGGAACUGAAGAACCGAGAGUGUUCAGAACAACAAACGCAAAUUAACGAGUUGCAGCAGAGUCUGCAAGCAGAGAAAGACCAAAACAACAGCGUGAGAUCCCAGCUGACUGCACAUAAAGAAAGUGUGUCCAAAGAGCUUGUGCAGUCCAUAGAGGAGAAUGAUUCUUUAAAGAAACAGAUAAUUGACCUGACAAACAAAAACCGACAACAGUGCGAGGAGAUCGAUGCUUUGAAGCAGAGUUUGUGUUCAGCCAAUAUGGCCGUCAGUGAUCUCAAACAGAAGAUCGAACAGGACAAAGAUGUGGUUUUGGAGCUAAUGCAGAAGACCAGAGAUCUUCGAAGCGAGGCCGCUGAGAAAGACCAGACUGUGUGUUUGCUACGAGGAGAGAUUGCUGACAUCAGCGUGAAAUAUAACACGGUGUGCUCUGAGAAAGAGCAGAUGAAGGAGAAGACCUCAAAUAUGCAGAAUGAACUACAGGAGCUGCGAGAAGCUUCGGAGAGACGUCUCGCCUCUGACCGUGUAGAGCUGGAGCUGAUACAGGAAGAUCUGGCGUACGCUACAGAUGAGGUGGAGAGACUCAGUAAAGUAGUGAAUGAACAGACCGCUUUACUGGAAGAUUCAAAGGCCCUUAACAUAGAGAGAGAGAACAAUGUCAACACGCUGAAGGAACAGGUGAAACAGCUGAAUGAACAGAUUGACUUGUUGAAAAUGAGAGAAUCUGUCAAUCAACCUUCAGAUGUCCCCGCCACACCUAAAGGAAAAAUGCAGACGCCCAAAACCCCAGUUGGGUUUAGUUCGAGUCUGUCUCAGGUGUUGGAGUGUCAGGAGAGAGAGCUGGAGAGCCGACGUUCCUCCAUGAUCACAAUGGAAGUUUUACUGGAGGAACUCAAUGCUGAACGCACCGCCAAGAACCAAGAGAUUGACAGAUUAAAGGCCCAGCUGAAUGAAAAGGAGAUCAUGCGAAUGGAGAUCCAGACACUGUUGGACACAUUUCUCACAAAACAGAAUCAAGUUCAGAAGAACAGCAGCACGAGUCAACAAGAAGAUCUACAAGAGACCAUACAUCUAUCUGUGCUUCGAGAACUACAAGAAGAGCGGAAAAACAAAAACUCCCUGAUGUUGCAGUUAACUGAUGCUCAAACAGAGUUACAGCGUAAUGAGGUCACACUUGCCCAGUCUCAAACAUGUGUGCAGGAACUCACCACUGAACUCAGGAAUCGCUGUUUGGAGCUCAGAGAUCUGCGAGAGAAAGACCAACAACAGGAAAAACUGCAGCAGGAAGUUGAAGUACUGAGGAAGCAGGUGGAUCAUCUGACUGAGGAGAAUGGGAAACUGUUGGGUCACCAAAACCCCAAGCAGAAAAUCGAGUACCUUGUCAAACUGAAGAAGGAGAUCACCAAACUACAGGAGGAGAACGGCAAACUCAGACAGGUUCUUCACAUGGAAGAGAUUCCUACAGCAGGCUUACAACAUGCACAACCUUGACAUCCUACAUUCUUUUUAUUAAUAAAUUAGAUUUAAUUUUAGUUUUUAGAUCUUACAUCUGAUGUUUUUGUCUUAUAUGAAAGCCAUUGUACAAUGUUGUUGUUUUUUUUUUAAGUUGACACAAACAAAAUGGCUGGAUAUGUAUCUGAACGGUAGCUAUUUGUACUUGUAAUUAUUUUUCUAUGAAAUGUUUUUAUUAAAGCCAUCUAAGUAAAAAAUUUUACAUAAACUUGUGCUGCUCUUGUUUAUUUUCUCUUAAUUUUGAUAAGAAGGUAGAAAGACCAAACAUUUAUGAAUAAACAUAUACAUUUUUGUUUAAAUGGCACCUCUCUGUGAUUGUGAGACCUGUGAGUAGAAGUCCCGCCUUUAAAUAAAAUGAGCCAAUCAUUACAGACUGUAUUGGUUCUGUACAGUGUUGUGAAAUGGUAACUGCAACAUUAAUGAAAUUGGUUUUGAUAUGGGAUUUGGUCUGGUAUAACAAAUAUGGCCACAUAUUUAGUUCAGAGACUUUUUAGAGAGAUGUUGUAUCAAGCUUGAUAUAAGUGAAUACGUUUUGGGUUAAAGGGCCUCAUUUAAAGAAAAGAUUAAAUAAUUCAUGACAUCGAUUGCAUGAACCGUGGGCAUUCUUCAUGAUACACAUUUAUUGCCAGUCACACAAUGUGUGCUUUGUUUUUAUUUAAAUCCUUUACAUUCAGUCUUAUGUAUAUAAUACAGCAAAAUAAAAGUACAAACAGUACACUGAAAAACUUGCUUGCUCUUGCUGUCUUAUUUCAAAGUACAAUAAAAAAACUUUAUUAAAUUAAAUAUUUCAUAAUUAAAGUUUCAUUAUUCUUGAUCUCU